UGACAGCAGGAGCUCUCAGAAUGCUGCAGGAAGAAAUGGACUAACAGAAACUCUUUACAAGGACAUUCCUCAGAUGGAGGAGUGGUUGCGGAAUGGGGUUUCAUUUAACAGAAGCACCAGACAAAAUAGCCCUUCCUUGGAAGCUUUUUCUAGCAAGAUGGCUGCACUUGAGAAAGCCCCUGCUGCAUCGACAGCUAUUUUUGAUGUUUCUGUAGCUCCUGCGACUUCAAAUUUGGAAAGUUCGAUGGAUAUGGAUGUGCGAGGAAUCAGGAAGCUGAUAUGCAUGCUGUUAUAGACUCUGAACUUCUCAGUUUAACUCAAACAUCGGAAAUCUUGAAUUGGGGAAAAAUCACAGAUGCUUUGCUGCCUCCCGUGGACUCCCUAGCUGACCAGGUGAUGCGAUUUUCACUUUCUUCAACUUCAGUGGCCUCAGGGGACAUACUGGAGCAAGAAAAAUGCAUUUCCGGAUCCACUUCCAGUUCGCCAGAUUUCACUUCUGGUUUGUGGUCCGUGGACAAUAGGAAAGUGCAGAAAAUGGCGGGUACUUCAGAACAGGAAGCAACGCAGCCUCUAGGGCCUCCUCAAUACUCUAAGCAACUUCUGGGAGGUGAUUUGAGAGUUCCUGUGGGUACAACGACUGGGAACAUGGCGGGGAGUGAUUCUGGCAGGCUGGCAGCCUCACCUCAGCCUUCUAUACCACCUAGCUAUGCAAAUGUCAUAGCAGCUUCUACCAAGCACAUUGUUGAUAAGCCGUAUGUGAAAAUUAAGUCUGUCCAUAAUACUCCAAUAAUGAAAGAGGUUGUAUGGGAGACCCUCUUGAGACUGGCAGGGGUUCCACUGCAGUCAUCCCAUGGGGGAAGGAUCCAUCGGCUGAUGUUUUCUUCGAGACUCCGGAAGAAGCAGUGGCAUUUACCACCUAUUUCAUGGACCACAGAUCGCAGGCUCUGUGGUCAGUCUACGACAUAUCCCAUCUGAACAUCCAGCUAUGUCGUAAGGUAAGGGUCAAUUCCUGGACUAUUUACAUGACGGCUGACGAUGUUAAAGCUUAUCUUCUGUGGUAUUGUGCAGCUGUCCAUUCAGUGGUCAAGGCGUAUGUGAAGAAAAUACCCGGAGUUUGGGAUGGUGGCUGGGAGGCCUGGGUGACCAUGGCGAUGUCUACUGAUGGUAUACAGCUUAUCCUGGGGGUAUGUUUUGUGGCAGGACAGCGGGGUAUUCUGAGGUAUGCCAGAUAGCCCAGCUUUUGUUUCUUUUGUGAGGAUUUUAUGCAUUUGGUCCAGGUCUGCCCAGCUAAGAAGUGCGCAAGAUGUGGAUCUCUGGAACACUUCACCAAGGUGUGUAUACUCCACUGCUCCUACUGCGAUGGCGCUCACAAUUGGGCAGACUGUACACAAGAUUUCAUGUCUGCUGCUGAAACCACACCAAUCCCGACAGUCUACAGUGCCUACUUCCACUGCUGCAGGCGCCCAAGUCAUGGAGACAAUCUCAGGAUCUUCCCCCACCUUUUCAGCUGCGCCAGCAGAGUCACUUCCCCAGGGGCCUGUGCUGCCGCCGCUUGUGCCGCCCACUUUCUUGGCUUCCUCACUGCCUCUUUCUGAAGGUCCUUUACCUGCUCAUGAUGAUGUGGUUACCCAUGAACUAGAUGAGCCCAUUUUCCUGUCCGAGCCCAAUGAGAUGGACCAGCAGCUGGAGGGUGCCCAGGAUGACUUAUCAGAUGAUGCAGAUCAGGAUCUUAGGGAGGGUUGUAUAGGGGAGACUCCGGAUCCAGUGGUGGCUGUACGGAGGAAGUUCAAACAACAAGCGAAGCAUCUCAAACUUUUGAAAAGGAAGGAGAGAUGGAAGGAAAAGGGGCAUGACAACCAUGAAGAUGGCUGAACUUGCCAUUUCCUUUUCUAAUGUCAAUUUGAUGACUUCGGAUGUUAAACGGCUGCUGGUGAUGGAUUGGGUGGACUCCACUGAUGCUGAUUUGGUUUGCAUUUUUGAUACUGGACUGCUACCCAAGGAGGGUCUGUCUUCCAUUGGUACUUUAUGGUGAAGGCGUUUUCUCCACUCACAAGAUAUUGAUUGCCACUCCGGCACUGCGCUUUUUUUCAGCCGUCAUUUAUGACUAUGCAGGAUGUAUUGCACUUGAUACUCAGACAUUUGUUGUUAGUUGAUGCUAUGAUUUAUGGUCAAAUGUUUCAUUUUAUUUUCUUAUAUGCAUAUACUAAUUAUUCUGAUAGGCAGAAGCUCUUUGAUUUUAUGGCUCCAUAUUUAUUGUUUGCUUUUCCUGUUGUAGUAUGCAGAGAUUUUAAUGCGCACCUGUUAGAAGGGCCUCCGAGUACUUGCUCCGAUGUCAAAUUGUGUCACAGGGUUAUGUACCAUGCAGGUUUGAUGAUGGCUCCUGCCCCACAUUUUACAUUUCAUUCAGGGUCACAUUAUAUGAACAUUGAUUUCUGUUUGCACAGCAUGUCAUUCAGGUGUGCGGCUCACACAUCCCAUCUGCUCCCCUUCUCGGACCAUACGGCAUUUACCUAUACCUUUGGGGUUUCCCCAUCCAGUCUCCAUGGGAAGGGAAUAUUCUGCUUGUCUCCACUGCAUCUCAAUGCCCCAGAAUGGCAACAGGUUUUUCAUGAGUUAUGGCAGGACCACCUCACGUUGCUAUCUCUCUAUCCCGAUAUUGCAGAUAAUUGGCUCGAUUUUAAAUCCAAGGUGCAUGAUCGUUAUCGAUGGUACCUUACAAAGUAUCAUUCCCAUCUUAAGGGGCAAGCACAACACACUUAUGAUACAUAUCAAAAGUUUGCUUCCUGGGAUUUGGAUAAGGUCUUACAAGCCUUACGACAUUUGUAUGAUUUAACUAGGGCCGGGGUGACACAAGAGCUAUAUAAUCUAGCUCAUCUUUUGAAAGGGAAGGCAGAAGAAUUUCUUCCGUAUUUGGGAAAGAGGAAAUUGGUGUGCAGUACACAGGGGUUUAAAGGACACCAAGGGUGACAUGCAUAAUACUAAGCCUGGUAUUUUGAGUGUGGUUCAUGACUUUCUAACACAGUUGUACGGGGGUAAGCCUAUCUCCCAUGUGGACUGGGGAGUUUCCCCUCUUCCUUCAGAGUUAGUUGAUGUUUUUGAGGCCCCACCCACAAUGCUUGAAUUAAAAGAGGCCCUGCAGAAAUUGUUCACAAAGCAGACUGUUUCGGGGGAAGAUGGGCUACCGCACCGAUUCUAAUUGGGGUGGCGGGAUGAUCAGUACCAAUCCUUACUCGCUGUAUUUCAUCACUGGCAGACGAAUGGGUUUCACCAUGCAGAUUUUCUCAGGAUAGUUUUAAAGUUUAUCUGGAAGAAGGGGGAUAGGUCCAUGUUGCACAACUGGUUGUCUAUUGUGUUGUACAACAUGGACUUCAAAAUCUUUAUAAAGAUUUUUCAACUCAGGAUGAGGUCCCAUUUACAUUUGAUAUUAGAUCCUGGAGUUUAUGGGAUUCCUCGCAGACCCAUUUAGGAUUUCCUGCAUAUUAUCAAGUCAGUAUUCCAGCAGGUCUCCAGCACUUCCAUGGGCUUGGUGGUGUCCUGCGACAUCACCAAGGCCUUCGACAACAUCUCACAUUCGGUCUUGACUAACUUGUUGCGCCAGUACUGAUUUGGGGAUACUUUCUGCAUAUAGAUGACUUCCAUUUUUCACUUUUCCGAAAUUAUUCCGGUGGUUAAAGGCUGGAAGGGUCAGGUAGUUAUGAUGCAUAAUGGAAUAUGACAGGGUUGCCCAAUGAUCCUCUUUCUUCUUGCUCUGGUGGUCAAUGCUGUCCUUAGUAAAUGUUACUCCAAUGCACAACCCCAGUUUCGGACCUUUCUAUGCCACGGGGUAUCCAUUCCUUGCUUUGUGGCAUAUGCUGACAAUAUCACUGUGUUUUUGGAAGAUUACAUCACCCUAAGGGAACUGUUCUCUGACACUUUUCUCCCUCUUAUGCAUGAAGUUGGGUGGGCCCUCAACCUUACUAAGACGGUAAUUUUUGCAGGCAUUGCCAUGCCUCUAGCCAGCUUCCAGGAUCUUAUGGUUACUACAGAGGGUAUGCACAUUUUGGGGGUGCCAUUUGGCUCAGAACCUUUUGUAAAUAAGGAGUGUGGGGGGGGUGUUUCACAAAGUCUGCUCACUGUUAACAUUCUGGUCUACUUUCAAGCUCUCAUAGGAAAUACCAAGCACAUUUCUUGCCCACUCGUUGUAUGUGUUUUCUAUACAUUUUUUUCCACUACGAUGGUGUUCAGCCUUAUUAUCGACUUAUUUCCUUUCUUUUGGCAUUGCCGACUGAAUCCGAUUAAGAGCGGUAUUGUAUAUGCUAAGGUGGAAAAAGGUGGGUGUAAUGUGAAACACCCAGUUCUGUUUCUGCAUUUAAUGUUUUUGUAUAAUGUGUUUGUUCAUUUGAAAUCUGAAUCCUCAUUGGUGGUAACUUUGUUAAGGGCCACUACAGGCAGUUUUUGUGAAGUUUGCUUGAAAGAGAAAAGGAUUUUUAUGUUGCAUUCUCCUGAGUUGUAUGAUGUCCAGCUUGUAAUUUUUAGGUAUAGACUUUUUGAGAUGGACACUAAUAUGCCACGACAGUUGUGGUAUCACCAACUGCUGACUGAUUUUCAUGCCAUUGAUGCCUUUGCUACUUACACCCCUUUUCAGGCACAUGGCUUAAAGCAGAGGAGAAGUUUUCUCCAGCAAGUUCCACAUUGGGGAGAUUCUCUGUGGAGAUGUUCCCUUGACAAGGUACCACUGAAAGGUUCUACCAGUUUUGGAUCACCCCAGUCCAAAUUGUGCCCCAGAGGUUGUCAAGAGGCAGAGACUGUGGAACAUUUCCUUUUUACCUGUACAAGGGUUACACAUUUUUGAACAUUGUUUGCUGCCACCUUUGGCAUUCCACACUUGUUUCCACUGGCACAGGAUAAAUCUGUUUGCGGAUUAUCGCUGUCUUUGGACACUGGACGUUCGGUGGGCAGAUUUUGCUUUAUUUUCUAUUUUGUUUCUUUUCUGGAUUAUUAGGUGCAAAGAGGUGCAUUCCACUUUCAAAAGUAGGCCAUCAAUGCUUUGUAUUUCAGUGAAAAAUUGGUUUUUAAAAUGGGGAUAUGGUGAUUGCUUGUUGUGAUUUCUUUAAACUGUGCUUAUUAUGUAAAAAUUUGUGUUUUAUUUUUCAAUAAACA
Molecule: messenger RNA, 5139 nt
Organism: Protopterus annectens (West African lungfish)
Lineage: Eukaryota; Metazoa; Chordata; Ceratodontiformes; Protopteridae
Exons: 2
Coding region: 3728-4831 (367 amino acids)
Source: RefSeq, a predicted model, not a curated record